AUGAUACAGCCGACCGGCUAUACUUGGUUCAUUGAUCACUACAACAGCCUUAUUGAUGAAUUAGUCGAGAAUGGGAUCACACCCUAUGUGACCUUAUUGCACUUUGAUCUACCACAAGGUUUGGAAGACAAGUACUUAGGCCCUUUGAACCGUUCUUUUGUGGAUGAUUUCAAGGCUUACACUGAAAUCUGUUUUACAACAUUCGGAGAUAGGGUCAAAAAUUGGAUCACAAUCAACGAGCAGUUGAUCAUUGCCAAAUUUGGAUAUGACUAUGGAAUUGCUGCGCCAGGAAGGUGUUCUAUUUCAGCAGGGUUUCCAUGCAGCGCUGGCAAUUCAGCCACUGAACCUUACAUUGUGAGCCAUAACCUUCUCCUAGCCCAUGCCACUGUUGUUGAGCUUCAUAGAGAGAAGUUUCAAGAGAAACAAGGUGGAGAAAGUGGAAUUAGUCUUGUAGGACAGUUUGUUGAGCCUUACUCAGAAUCUUCAAAAGACAGAGCUUCUGCUACCGCAGCGAUCCUUUAG
Molecule: messenger RNA, 522 nt
Organism: Prunus avium (sweet cherry)
Lineage: Eukaryota; Viridiplantae; Streptophyta; Magnoliopsida; Rosales; Rosaceae
Source: RefSeq, a predicted model, not a curated record